AUGAAGACAUUUAUGGGUUUAUCACCUUUUCAUCUAGUCUAUGGGAAAACAUGUCAUUUGCCAGUGGAGAUGGAGCAUAAAGCUUUGUGGGCUCUAAAAUUUUUGAAUUUUUAUCCCUCAGAUAUUCAAAAUAAACGUAGAAGACAGAUAUUGGAGCUUGAAGAGAUGCGAUUGCAUACAUAUGAUUCAUCCAGGAGCUAUAAAGAAAAGGUAAAAUUCUAUCAUGACAGGAAGCUGAUAAAAAGAGUUUUUACUCUAGGGCAGCAGGUGUUGUUGUUCAAUUUACGUUUGAAGCUGUUUCCUGGAAAGUUGAAGUCAAAGUGGUCAGGACCGUUAACAGUGAAGGAAGUGCGUCCUCAUGGAGCAAUUGAAUUGGUAGAUCCAGCUGCCCGUGAUCCACAGAGAAGUUGGGUAGUGAAUGGUCAACGUCUCAAGCACUAUUUGGGAGGAGAAGUGGAAUGUCUCUCAACAGUUAUGAAGCUGAGGGAUCCAUGA
Molecule: messenger RNA, 495 nt
Organism: Vigna angularis (adzuki bean)
Lineage: Eukaryota; Viridiplantae; Streptophyta; Magnoliopsida; Fabales; Fabaceae
Exons: 1
Coding region: 1-495 (164 amino acids)
Source: RefSeq, a predicted model, not a curated record